AUGGCAGCACAAAAUGUUACAUUUGUAGUUGAUGUGGAUGUAACUAGUGAUGACUUGGCUUUCAAACUUCGUGUCAUAAACUUGUGGAAGCAAAUGUCUGUGUACAACAAGGAUGAAAUUUACUCAAUUGAAAUGAUCUUAAUAGAUGAACAGGGAAACAAGAUCCAAGCAACCGUGUCAACAAAAAACAUCUACAAAUUCAAAGAUAUUCUAAAAGACGGGCAUGCAUUUUACAUAAAAUCUCCAAUCUUUGCAUCACAAAGGAUAAAUGCUUUGAGGUUAACUCGCCUUCAUCAUAAACUUAAUUUUGUGAAUAACACUGUUAUUACGAAGUGUGAUGACUUUUCUGGACCUACAUUUGGUUUUGAGUUUGUUGAUUAG
Messenger RNA from Lactuca virosa, 381 nucleotides. Lineage: Eukaryota; Viridiplantae; Streptophyta; Magnoliopsida; Asterales; Asteraceae. The record is from the annotation of a GenBank genome assembly.